AUGGCUGAAGCUCCCGAGCAAUAUAAGCGGCCGGUUCAGCCGGGCCCUAAACUCAAGAAAGAUGUGGUUGAAAAACUACUCCGGGAGAAGUCAAAUCGUGUCAUAAUAACACGAGUUGAAGAUAGAAAGAAAAGAUCCGAGUGUUGGAAAUUCUUUGGCUUCCCAAAAGUUGACGGGGUGACUUAUGAGGACAUGGCAGUUUGUCAUAAAUGUUUUACUAUUUACAAGUAUAGCUCGUCGAAAGGGAACGCACAAUUGAACAAGCACGUCUGCCCUAAGGACAUGUUGAAACGAGUGAAAGGGCAAUCAACGCUCGAUUUCCUAGGCAAGUCGAAAGUUGGCAGUAGUCAAAGCACAUCACAAGUGAAGCUCAGCAAACACGAUCAUCAAUCCUUGCAGAUUAAUGCCAUAAACGCCGCAGCUCUCGAUUCAAGCCCGCUUUCUCGGUACGAAAAGGAAGGCAUGAAGAUUAUGUUCAGAACGGCAGCAAGGUUUGGGGCACGAUACGGAGAAAACUUCGAUCUUGCGCAACACAUCGUCGAUCGGACAAAUCUAACCCGCAAUUACCUACCGAAACGUCAUGAAGACGUUCGCGCUGAUAUUCUCAAGUCUUUGAAUGGAGAUGCAUUUUGCACAACAACCGAUUUGUGGAAGGAGAAAUAUACUGGUAAAAGCUACAUGUCUGUCACCGUUCAUCAUAUUGACACUGACUGGAAUAACCUUAGCAGCUUUAUUUGGUCAACAACCGAAUACAACCUUGAGGAUCACAGAGCACCUAGUAUUUCCAAGUGCUACCUUGAAAACGUUCCUGAGGCUCCCUUUCGGCUUGUCACCACAGAUAACACCAACACCAUGCCAGCAGCAUUUCGCCUUCUGGACAGUGAUGAUCAAAUUGGAUGCAUUUCGCACAUAAGCUCGUUGGUUGCUAAAGCCUGCGUCACUUCCGAUGAGGCAGCCGAAGUAAAGUUGAAUGUGGAAGCAGCUAAGAAAUUAGUGGAGCAUGUAAAACGGACAGACUUGCAAAGUAAGUUAAUGACGACCCUUAAACAAACCAUAGCAACUCGAUUUUAUACCUACCGUGAAAUGAUUGGGUCUAUCAUCAACCGCUGGGAAGAACUUGAAAACAUUCUUGAUGCCAGAAAUGAGCUCAAAUAUUUAGAAGAUAUAAACAAAAUUCUUCUCAUACAGACUUCGUGUGUUUUAAGCCCCUGCAUGAUUGUGGCCUGGAGCUCGAGAAAGAUAAGGAACCAACAUUGCAUAGGGCACAUUACUGGGAAGCAAAACUUCAGGCUGCUUUUUCAGUUCACGAACAGGACAUGACGGCAAUAAGAAAGAUGAAAGAAGUUGGGAGGAAAGCUCUGUUGACAAAACUAAGCAGUCGACUUAACGUGUACCACGAUGUAGCUUCCGCGCUGGACCCAAGAGUGGGCGAACCUACAGAUGAAGACAGCCGGCGGAAGAUUUGUGAAAAGAUCGAGAAUGUUCACGAUCGUAUCACAGGUGUAGAUGGCGACGAAACUCGUGAUGAUAACGACCAUUCGCUUUUGUCUGACGGAGAAGACUCAGAAGAGGUAACUAAACACAAGUUACCGCUGGAUUUCAAGAUUUUAAUAUUGUUAUUCUGUAAAUAUUAUCGAUAUGUUUUGUUGCAUUUUUGGAAUAACGUUACAAAUUUAUAUUGUUUUCUUAUUGUUAUUACAUAAGGUCUCAGAAAUUAAGUCCCCCCACUCCGAAAAGGAAGAAGAAUCCUUGUGA
Messenger RNA from Paramuricea clavata, 1755 nucleotides. Lineage: Eukaryota; Metazoa; Cnidaria; Anthozoa; Malacalcyonacea; Plexauridae. The record is from the annotation of a GenBank genome assembly.